AGCUAUCCGAGGCCUCCCCAUGCGGUUCUGAGCUGUCGGUGCAUUUGGAGCUAACGUGAAGCGACCCACACACAUACACAAUGGCUGAGAACGACGUUGACAACGAGCUGCUCGACUAUGAGGAGGACGAGGAGCCCCAGGGAGCCCCUGAGAGCGCAGCUCCGGCGGGCAAGAAGGAGGUGAAGGGUUCCUACGUCUCCAUCCACAGCUCCGGAUUCAGGGAUUUCCUCCUCAAGCCCGAGCUGCUCCGUGCCAUCAUCGACUGUGGCUUCGAGCAUCCAUCUGAAGUCCAGCAUGAAUGCAUCCCACAAGCUAUCCUGGGAAUGGACAUCCUGUGCCAAGCCAAAUCUGGUAUGGGCAAAACGGCUGUGUUCGUGCUGGCCACGCUGCAACAGAUCGAACCCGUCGAUGGGCAGGUGUCUGUAUUAGUCAUGUGCCACACGCGAGAGCUGGCCUUCCAGAUCAGCAAAGAGUACGAGCGUUUCUCCAAGUACAUGCCCACCGUGAAGGCGUCCGUGUUCUUUGGCGGCAUGGCCAUCAAGAAGGACGAGGACAUCCUGAAGAAGAACUGCCCGCACAUCGUGGUGGGAACGCCCGGGCGGAUCCUCGCUCUGAUCCGGAACAAGUCGCUCCUCCUGAAGAACGUCAAGCAUUUUGUCCUGGACGAGUGCGACAAGAUGCUGGAGCAGCUGGACAUGAGGUGUGACGUUCAGGACAUCUUCAGGAUCACGCCUCACGAGAAGCAGGUCAUGAUGUUCAGCGCCACGCUGAGUAAGGAGGUCCGACCGGUGUGCCGCAAGUUCAUGCAGGACCCCAUGGAGGUGUUCGUGGACGACGAGACCAAGCUGACGCUCCACGGCCUGCAACAGUACUACUGCAAGCUGAAGGACUCCGAGAAGAACCGCAAGCUGUUCGACCUGCUGGACGUGCUGGAGUUCAACCAGGUGGUGAUCUUCGUCAAGUCGGUGCAGCGCUGCAUCGCCCUGUCCCACCUCCUGGUGGAGCAGAACUUCCCCGCCAUCGCCAUCCACCGAGGCAUGGCUCAGGAGGAAAGACUGUCUCGCUAUCAGCAAUUCAAGGACUUCGAGAAGCGGAUCCUGGUGGCCACCAACCUGUUUGGCCGAGGGAUGGACAUCGAGCGGGUCAACAUCGUCUUCAAUUACGACAUGCCAGAGGACUCUGACACCUAUUUGCACAGGGUCGCCCGUGCCGGCAGGUUUGGGACCAAAGGUCUGGCCAUCACCUUCGUGUCGGACGAGACCGACGCCAAGACCCUGAACGACGUGCAGGACCGCUUCGAGGUGAACGUGGCCGAGCUGCCGGACGAGAUCGACAUCUCCUCCUACAUCGAGCAGUCCAGAUGAGUUCCUCCGGCCGAGCAGAAGUCUCCUCUCCACCGAUCUCGUCUCGUGUUUGGAAGUAGACGUACCUCACUGUUGAUUUUAAAGCUCUGCGUGUUUCCUACGUUCACCAAGCAUGUUAUUUUUAUUGUCAGGCAUGGGAGGGGGAGGGGGGGGGGGGGGGGGGUAAACGGGAGGGUUGUGGUUUUACCAGGUUUUAUUUUUGUUUUGUUUCUGCUUAAUUGAAUUAAAACUUUUCAUAAAAUGUCAUUUUACUGUUGUGGUCUCUGACCAGGCUGCUUCGUCUCUCCCGUCUCCGAGCGUCGAGCAGAGCUUCAGGGAAACAUUCAGAGGAGCGAGCAGGCUUUUAUCUUUGGUUGAGCAUGUCCAUGCUAGAGAUGUAUAGUAACUUUCUUUUUACUUUUUUUUUUUUUCCUCCCUUCAAUGCAAAAACAGUUUUCCUGUAGGUAGAACCCAAUGUAGUGACGUUUGAGUGAAGAGACGAAUCUGGCUCUCAACGGCAGCUCUUUCUAUGAAUUUCUAACUGAAUGCCUCCAAUAAACGAAGUCACCAAGUGGAGUCCCAGUGGUUGAAUU
This is a messenger RNA of Salarias fasciatus (jewelled blenny), 1936 nucleotides long. RefSeq names its product DEAD (Asp-Glu-Ala-Asp) box polypeptide 39Ab (gene ddx39ab). The record is from RefSeq and is a predicted model, not a curated record. Gene Ontology annotation, molecular function: RNA helicase activity; nucleic acid binding; ATP binding. Lineage: Eukaryota; Metazoa; Chordata; Actinopteri; Blenniiformes; Blenniidae. The transcript has 10 exons. The coding region runs from base 81 to 1364 and encodes 427 amino acids.